Messenger RNA from Acanthosepion pharaonis, 903 nucleotides. NCBI's taxonomy places the organism in Eukaryota, Metazoa, Mollusca, Cephalopoda, Sepiida, Sepiidae. The record is from the annotation of a GenBank genome assembly.
AUGAAUGACUUGAAAUAUGUGAAUUCUCAACUCAAGGUUGUUCUGUCUGUGCAACAAGGCUUCCCAGCAUUAGUGAAUUCAGAUGAGAAUGUUCAUAAAAGUUUCUACAAACAAUCUAUUAGCUUCCUACGAGAAUACGGGUUUGAUGGAAUUGAUUUAGAUUGGGAAUUCCCUCCGGCAUCUGCAAAAGUAAAAUAUUCCAAUUUUCUUGUAGGAUUUCGGAAAGCCAUUAUGAAUGAGUCACAAUCUUGGCAACGGACUCCCUUACUACUGACUGCUGCUUUACCAAACUCCAAAUCGAAAAUAAAUAAUUAUAAUAUGACUGUUCUUGCUAACACUCUUGAUUUUGCCACAGCAAUGACCUAUGAUUUUCACAUGUUCAUAAAAAAUGUGGAUACUGUCACAAGCUUUAAUAGUGCACUCUACCCUAUUAAAGGAGAGAAUCAACUGUAUAGUGUGAGUGGACUGAUUGAUUAUUACUUAGAACAAGGUUUUCCUGCCAGCAAGCUUUUGUUUGGUGUACCCACUUAUGGACGGACAUUUCUGCUGGAAGAUCCAGAUAAACAUGGAGUACAUGCAUCAGCUGUAUGCCGAGGAGAUGGUGGACCUAUACUUCACAAAAAAGGUGUCUACUCUUAUGGAGAAUCCUGCCUUGCUCUUAAGAAUGGUGCUACAAGAAUUUGGGAUGAAAAUUGUGCUGUUCCAUAUUUAUACAAAGACAAACUUUGGUGCACUUAUGAAGAUGAAGAAAGUGCAAGAAGGAAAGCUUUAUACUUUGUGAAUAAAUUGGCUGGUGCUGGUGUGUGGACCUUAACCCUAGAUGACCCGAGAGGUAUCAAUGGCAAAAAGUUCCCAAUUAUCAAUGCAAUUAAAAAUGUAUUUAAGGCCUCUGUUCAGCCCUGA